AUGGCUUUGACCCAUUUCAAUGCUUCGACCACACAAUAUCAAUUUGACGAAUUCAAGAACUCAAAAGCACGCAGUGUUCCAUUUGAAAAGAUAGAUUAUUCAAUCUAUAGACCCUCGUCAAACUGUGUUGCAUUUACGACAACUGAAGAGAGGAUUACUACUUGGAUUAAAGUAUUCUAUCAGAGAUACCAUGUGCAACAAAAUAAUCAUGGCGAACAAGGGCCAUUGAAAUCAACAUGGGAAGAACAACAAGCCCAAAACGACCCAAACAAAUGUGAAAAAAUUACACUUACCCUGCAUCUAGAAGGAAAGAAACCACAAGAAAGCAUUGUGACAAUAAUAAUAUACUGUAGUACCGGUCGAAUCCAAAUUCAAGGUCGUUUUUUACGCAAAUGGGGAGACAAUGAAUUCGACACGAUCAAACAAAUAAUCGACAAUAGUACCGAUGAUGUAUCAACGAUAGCUUCGAAAAACAUCACACAAUUCAUCAAUGCUAUUUCACAAUCCCCAACAGAAAAACAAUAUGAUACAAGAAACGAAUCAAAAGAAACGAAGCCAGAAACAGAAACGAAACCAGCAACAGAAACAGAGCCAACAACACAUACGAAAGUCACCAAACAAAGCUCUAGUAUUCCUGUUACAAGCCCAGCUCGUGAACAAUCAAUGAACACAAUCAAAAAUAAUGUGGCAAACUUAGAAUCUAAUUUUGUCAUAUUUAAACAAGAUAUGCUUAUAUCACUAGUCGAUCUAAAAGAAGAAAUAAAGGCGAAAGACGAGAAAAUCGAACUGCUUGAAAAAAGGAUUAUCAACCUUGAAGUAAUAAACGAACUACUACAAAAAGAUAAUACAGACCUGAACAACAUCUCUAAGAAACAAAAACAGAUAGACAAAAAAGUUAAUGCUGUCCAAACACAAGUGAAUAACAUGGAAAAAAGUCAUCUACUGCAGAACAGGGCCCUCAAUGUACUAUACCUGAAUUAA
Messenger RNA from Paramuricea clavata, 981 nucleotides. The record is from the annotation of a GenBank genome assembly. NCBI's taxonomy places the organism in Eukaryota, Metazoa, Cnidaria, Anthozoa, Malacalcyonacea, Plexauridae.